CAAUUUCAUCUUCAUAUAUUUCAACUGUAAUCAUAGAACCAUCGGAAUGUCGACCAAAAUCACGAUUAAUUCGCCGUUGGCGAACAUAACAUCCGAGAUCGAGGAACGUCGAUGUGAUCUGAUUGGCCGUCAGCGGCAGCUGAAAAACAAAGUCGUCACGAUGGAACGCUCCAUUCCGGCUCUGAUGGCAUACAGCAUGUGGAAAGCCGAGCAAGAUUGUCGCGAUGGACCAUACGACAAAGUACGAGAGAUCAUGAAUACGUUCGCACCACAGUCAGAUCCUGCCGACAAACUCGUCGCUGAAUUGAAGAGCAUAGUCGAUAACCUCCACCAGGAAACGGCACAGUUGCAUGUACGGCACGAUUGACAUUCGACGAUAAGAAUCCGGGUAAAUCUUGCCAGUGUGCUUUUUUUAACGAAAAAGUUAUGACUCGUGAUCUUAGCGCGUUAUCGGUAUCGUUAUGUUUUAUGAUUUGGGGAAGACACUGGAGUAUCA
Mycetomoellerius zeteki is the source of this 496-nucleotide messenger RNA. RefSeq lists its product as uncharacterized. Bases 47 to 367 code for a protein of 106 amino acids. The record is from RefSeq and is a predicted model, not a curated record. The transcript is spliced from 2 exons. NCBI's taxonomy places the organism in Eukaryota, Metazoa, Arthropoda, Insecta, Hymenoptera, Formicidae.